UCACAUGGGCGGACAUGUUGUUGAUGAACUGGAAUAAACAUUCGCUCUUGCGAAAAUACUAGCAAUUAUUACGCCAGCGUAAAUGACUCGUUAAUACUUUGCCAUUUGCGAGAUAUUUAGGAUGUGAAAUGUUAUUGUUGCCUGAUGAAGACAUUUCGGUGUGUUUCAUGAAGGAGAAGCCGUGCAGCUGACGGGAAAUAACAGACCUACUCGUUCAGAAGGUUUAUGGUGUGUCUGGGUACUGUUCCUUUGCCAGUGAGACCAACAAGACGACGUCAUGUGUGACUUGUUUGUUCCUGAUUGCCCGAUCGACAACAACACAAAAGGAAUCUCGGAUGGGUUGGUUGAGCAGCUUAGACCCAUACAUCCUCAGACUGUGAGAGGCACAGCUGGCUGUGAGACAUGGACCGUGGAUUUUUCACCCGGAGGAUCCCUUUUCGCUUGGUCUAUGGGCUAUGGGGUCGUAAAGGUUCUUGCAUGGCCUCUGCCAAACGAAGAAGGAAGAGACAAUGAUCUGGAUGCUCAGCUAACCAAGAAAGCCUCAGAGAGGACUUUGAAUUGUGGUCAGACUGUUUGGGGUUUAGCCUUUGGACCACGUCCAAGAAAGCGACCUGGAGCGAUCAGCCACAUCACUGAUGGAAGACCUCUUACUGAGGAUGUCAAAAUGUUGAUUCUUGCCACUGGUCUUAAUAACGGAAUUAUCAAGAUCUGGCGCAUAUCAACUGGUGAGGCACUUUAUGAUCUGAAAGGACACCAGUCUGUUGUCAGGGAAUUGGUCUUCCCUCCCAAUGGAACAUUAACUCUUGUGUCUGGCUCUCGUGACAAAACACUGAGAAUAUGGGAUUUAACUAGCACAGGAAGAACUUGCCAUGUGUUGUCAGGCCACAGAGGAUGGGUGCUUUGUUGCAGAGUGUCUCCUGACAGUAGCAUGAUUGCGUCAGUCUGCAGCUCAGACAAUAGAGUGAGUUUAUGGAGUCUUCGCUCCUAUACUUUCAUGAAGCACUUGGCUUUCAACAAACGGAGCGCCAUAUCGUCCUGCGACUUCUCCCCAGACGGAGCUGUGCUAGCCGUCGGCUCAUACAGCUCUCACAACUCUGCUGGCUGGAGGGUGGAUCUCUGGGACCCGUACACUGCCGAGCUUCUGGUGAUGCUUGAGGACUGUUGCAGCUGUGAACCCUUUAUAAAUUCCAAAACAAUCAAGACACUGUGCUUUUCCCCUGACGGCCUUUACUUAGCUCUGGUUGUAGACCACAGCAGGGCUUUAAGACUCUGGGAACUGGGUCAGAAGACUUUUGUGAUGGAGACUGACUUGACCACAUUCCACAAUGAACUGUGCUGCACUUUUCAUCCACAAGGGGGCAUCAUUGCCACAGGAACAAGAGAUGGGCAUGCCAAAUUCUGGAAGGCAAGGCCAAUCGUCCCCAGCCUUACCCACUUGUGCCGAGCUGCCCUACGGUUCUCUGUGUCAACCCAUCAGAUUAAUGCCCUUCCAAUUCCCCACAAGCUUCUGGAGUUUCUCACCUACAGAGACCUUCCCAAGACCCAGGAAACCUACUGCAGGGCCCACUGUAGAUGACGUCGAUGCCACUGAUUAUAUUGACAACAGCUACACUCCUGAAUUACAAAAGUCUCUAUUUAUUUCCAAAUUGUAGAUAUAUUUAUUCUUUACAUGUGUUUAAUUCUGUUCAUAUAUGGCUUAUGGUGUAAUUGUUUUUAGAAGUUCUGCUUUGUGUGUUUAAGUGCAUGUAUGGAAGAGUGAUGUUUUAAAAACAAAAACAGAGUUCUUAAGUUUACAGCCAAUAACCCUACUAUGGACAGCAGUAUCAGUUGAGUCAGUUUAUGAGGCCCCACUGACUACCAUGUCUCUCACUGCUUGAAAAGCGCCAACCAUUGAGCUCAGCUGAAUCUUCUCGCUAGUUCCAGAAGCCAGCCGAUACCUUUAAAAGAAAAUCGCAUUAAAAGUUUGAUAUUUGACAAA
Alosa alosa (allis shad) is the source of this 1978-nucleotide messenger RNA. It is a transcript of the gene wsb2, whose product is annotated as WD repeat and SOCS box containing 2. Gene Ontology annotation, molecular function: protein binding. The record is from RefSeq and is a predicted model, not a curated record. Bases 278 to 1576 code for a protein of 432 amino acids. Gene Ontology annotation, biological process: intracellular signal transduction. The transcript has 10 exons. NCBI's taxonomy places the organism in Eukaryota, Metazoa, Chordata, Actinopteri, Clupeiformes, Clupeidae.